Molecule: messenger RNA, 1140 nt
Organism: Psammomys obesus (fat sand rat)
Lineage: Eukaryota; Metazoa; Chordata; Mammalia; Rodentia; Muridae
Exons: 3
Coding region: 281-1120 (279 amino acids)
Source: RefSeq, a predicted model, not a curated record
CUUUGGGGCGCGGCGGCGGGCAGAGAGGCAGGCACCACUGCCUUGCGUGUGAGUGCGCCUCACUCACAUACCUAACCCAAGGAGCGCCUAAGGGCAGCCUGUCCAGCAGCCCCCCUCGGAAGCCCGGGAAAGCCGCACUUCGGUGGCCCCAGAAGAGCACAGCGGAGACCACCACGAGCCCCCGACACGGGGCGCACAGGAGCCGGGAAGCCCGACGCGGGGGGCAAGCAGACCGCCCGGGCCAGGCGCGAGCCAAGCUCCCCGAGGUGGCCGGGUCACCAUGCUGAAGAUGGCCCUGAAGCUCAAAGCCCGAGCGGCCGAGAGCGAGAGGAAGACGGCCGCGGCUGCCGCCGAAGUGGCUGCCGAAGCUGCCGUGGCGGCUGCGGCGCUGGCCGAGCCGCUGGCCCCUCAGAGGAACGGGGACCCCGGGAAGCUCCCCAAGUCCGGCAAGGUCCCCGGGAACGCCGGGCGCGAUGUGCCGCGCGAAAAGUUGCUCACCGAAAAAGAGCGCAGGAAGCUAGAGAAGAAGUGGCUGGAGCAGAGGAAAAAAGAGGAGAAGAAGAGAGAGAAGGAGAGGAAGAAGUUGGAGAAGAUGUUGAAGAAGAAGAAGAAGAAUGUGCCAGAAGCCCGGGCAGAGGCCCGCGGCCCCGGGGUCGCCGCCGGCGCCGCUGCCGCCGCAGGCGCCGCAGACGGGGCCGCCACGGAGGGCGCCGCCGGGCGCGGAGGGGGCGCCGCCGUCGGGGGCGCGAGUAGGGCCUGGGCCGAAUGGGACACUGACUCCGGAGAUGAAGACGACGCCUACUAUGCGCCUCCUCGUGUCGGAGGCGUCGUGUGGAGGCCCGGGCCCGCCAAGGCCGGAGCGAUGAGCGCGCACAUGCCCCUCGUGGUGUUCCUGGUGUUCUCGGUGCGCAGCCCGUCGUGGGUGCUCAACUUCCUGCUGCAGAGGCGCACGGAGCAGGGCCGGGGCUGCGGCUUCGUGUUCGGGGCGACCUGCUGCUUCCGAGUGUUCCUGGGCUGCGCCUUCUUCUCCUUCCUGAGUGGCCGUGGCAAGCGCAGAGGCCGUGGGCGCUCCCGGGCCAGGGGCACGGGGCGCCGGGGGCGCGCCGAGCGGCUCAUCUAGUCAGGCCCCCCCACCCCCCC